This is a messenger RNA of Drosophila montana, 3000 nucleotides long. RefSeq names its product painless (gene pain). Gene Ontology annotation, biological process: transmembrane transport; monoatomic ion transport. NCBI's taxonomy places the organism in Eukaryota, Metazoa, Arthropoda, Insecta, Diptera, Drosophilidae. Gene Ontology annotation, molecular function: monoatomic ion channel activity; protein binding. The record is from RefSeq and is a predicted model, not a curated record. Bases 99 to 2873 code for a protein of 924 amino acids. Gene Ontology annotation, cellular component: membrane. The transcript is spliced from 4 exons.
GACUUGCCACUGGCUGAUCAGUUGGUCUUUGGAUACUUCGGACUGCAGUUGUCUGGCGCGGAAGCAUUUAUAAACUCAUCCCCCUACCCAGCACGAAGAUGGACUUGAACGGAUGCGGCUUUAGUGAUCCGCAGGCGCAACUGAGCGCAGCGCUGGCCAAGCGCAACAUACGCGAGUUCCAGGAUGCGCUCGAGAUGGGCGCCCAGCCAAAUCUGCAGGACGAGCGGAACAUGAGCAUUUACGAGAAGGCGCUCUCCACAGCCGGCUGUGCGGAGUUUGUGGAGGCCUGUCUAACCCACGGAUGCAAUGUGAAUCACAUCAAUCAGAAGCACAACAAGGCGGCGAUCAGCUAUGCGGCCGACUCCAGAGAUCCGGCCAAUUUGGCCGUGCUGCUGCGUCGCCCCGGCGUCCAGGUGGAUCGCAAAUACGCGCAGCUGACGCCGCUCAAUUCGCUGGCCAAGAAUCUGACGGCGGACAAUGCGGAUCAGGUGCGUGCCUGCAUGCAGCUGCUGCUGGACUACGGCGCCUCGCCGAACGUGGUCGACCAGGGCGAACGGACGCCGCUGCAUCAUGUGCUGAGCAACCGGAAUAUCCGGGCCGCCAAGCAGGAGCUGGUGCUGCUCUUUCUGGCGCAUCCCCAACUGGACAUCGACAGCUAUCGCAAUGGCCAGGUGCGCCAGCUGCUGCAGCAACAGUAUCCGGAGCUGCAGCUGCCGCCGCAGCGGGAGCCAGGCGCCGCCGGCGAGAUCGACGGCGAGCGGCUGCUGCGCCAGCUGCGGGAUGGCGAUGAGUCGCAGUUCGAGCAGCUGCUCGCCGAGCACCAGCUGAACAUUAGCGACAAGGACAAUCUGCGCAAUGCCAACCAGGAGCAGUACCUGCCGCUGCUGCUGGAGUCCAUCAAGCGGGGCAAGCAGCGCGCCUUCGAGGCGCUGCUCAACACGGGCAUCAAUAUCAACGGCAAGGCGCGCGGUGAGGCGACCACGCCCCUGGAGCUGGCCAUCAUUUGGGGCAAUUGGCGGGCAUUGGAGAAGCUGCUGCAGCAUCCGGAGCUGAAGCUGGCGGCGCGCAGCAAGCUGUUCAAUGCGGUGAUCAGCAGGCUGGAGGAGCAGCCGCUGGAUGACUUUUGCGAUCAUCAGCGCUGCUUUGAGCUGCUGCUGGCCAGCGAUCGGGUGGACAUCAAUGAGGUGGACGACAGCGGCCAGGUGGCGCUCUACUAUGCGGUCAAGUACCGCAACGAGAGGGCGGUGCGGGCGCUGCUCCAGCAUGGCGCCUACAUUGGCACCAGGAGCACCUUCGAGGAGCUGGCCAUACAGGAGAUGUCGCCGGAGCUGCUCGAGCAGCACUUUGACUCCUGCAUUACCACCAAUGCCCAGAAGGCGGGCGACCAAAACUUUGAGAUUGUCAUCAACUACAUGAACCUGAUCCGACAGCGACAGCAGUCGCCGACGCCGGCACCGGCGCAGUCGGGCAAGAUGCGUGCCUCCCAGCUGGAGGAUGAAAUGACACCGAUUGCAUAUAUAGCCAAGUCGAAGGAGCUGCGACAUUUGCUGCAGCAUCCGUUAAUCUCGAGCUUUUUGUUUCUCAAAUGGCAUCGCCUCUCGGUCAUAUUCUAUGUUAACUUUCUGCUCUACACGCUCUUCACGGCCUCCAUCAUCAGCCACACGUUGCUCAAGUUCCAUGAGAGCGAGCACACGGCUCUGACGGCGCUCUUUGGUCUGUUCACCUGGCUGGGCAUUGCCUAUUUGAUUAUACGGGAGAUUAUACAGUUCCUGAUGGCACCGCUGCUGUACUUUUGGUCGCUGACCAAUCUCAUGGAGCUGCUGCUCAUCGUCUUGUCCAUGCUGACGUGCAUUGAGUCCAGCUACGAUAAGGAGACGCAGCGCGUUCUUGCCGUCUUCACCAUUUUGCUGGUCGCCUUGGAGUUCUGCCUGCUGGUCGGCUCGCUGCCCGUGCUGUCCAUAUCGACGCACAUGCUCAUGCUGCGCGCCGUCUCCAGCAGCUUCAGCAAAUGCUUUGCCCUCUACUCGAUCUUUGUGCUGACCUUCAGCCUGUGCUUCUACAUACUCUUCGGCAAGCCUCAAGAUCAGCAGCAGGAGCAGCAGCAGCAGCCCGGCUCGGAGAAGGAGGACGAUGGGCACUUCAAUACGUUCUCGGUGCCCAUCGAGGCGCUGAUCAAGACCAUUGUCAUGCUGACGGGCGAGUUCGAUGCCGGCGACAUCAAGUUCGACAGCAUCUACACGUACUUCAUCUUCCUGCUGUUCGUCUUCUUCAUGACCAUUGUGCUCUUCAAUCUGCUCAACGGUCUGGCCGUCUCCGACACGCAGGCGAUCAAGGCUCAGGCGGAGCUGAAUGGCGCCAUUUGCCGCACCAAUACGCUGAUGCGGUACGAGCAGGUGCUGACGGGUCGCAAUGGACGCACCGGCUUCAUUGUGAACACGGAGCCAAUGCGCAGCAUUUGCCAGCGACUGAUGAACAUCUAUCCGAACUAUUUGUGUGUGCGCCAGAUCUCCGUGCUGCCCAACGAUGGCAACAAGGUGCUCAUACCCAUCACCGAUGCCUACGAGCUCAAGGAGCUCAGCGGCAACGGCAAGAGCCGCGCCAGCUUCCAGCCGCUGGCCACAAAUGCGGCACAGGCGGAGCAGCAGAAGAAGCUGCUCGAUCCGCCACUUAGGCUGCUGCCCUGCAGCUGCUCCGCGCUGACGGGCCGUUGCUCCAAGAUUGACAAUCGCACCGUUAAGCUGGCGCUCGCAGUCAUCGAUCAGAAGUCCAGCGUGGAGCAGAGGCGUCAGCGCGACCAAAUCAACGAGCGACGCCUCCACAACAUGGAACAGAAGCUGGAGCACAUACUGCAGCUGCUCCAGAGCAGGGAAUAGCUGCCGGACUCAGCUGGAUACCUAGAUCCUAUAUAGAUCAUCAGCCACAUGCGAGUCCUGCUGGCUUUGUAGUCAGAAAUGGUUUUAUUAACAUACGAAUAUAUAAAUAUAAUGAAAUUGAACAAAA